GUCAUGAUUGCAGAAGGAGUCCUGGGGCACGUUCUGGACACUGUGGCUUCCAUGGGCAGCAUGAGGCACCGAAGGAAUGGCAAUUUUGAGAGCUCCAGGCUCCUCUAUUCCAGCAUGUCUCGCAGCAUAGACGUGGCUUGCAGCGAUGCUGAUUUGGCCAACUUCAUCCAAGAAAACUUUAAGAAGAGAGAAUGUGUCUUUUUUACAAAGGACACCAAGUCCAUGGGCAACUUAUGUAAAUGUGGAUACCCUGAAAAUCAGCACAUAGAGGGCACCCAGGUUAACACCACUGAGAAAUGGAACUACAAGAAGCACACCAAGGAGCUGCCUACUGAUGCCUUUGGGGACAUUCAGUUUGAAAACUUGGGAAAAAGAGGAAAGUACAUCCGCCUGUCGUGUGACACAGACUCUGAGACCCUCUACGACCUCAUGACCCAGCACUGGAACCUGAAGACCCCCAACCUCGUCAUCUCCGUCACCGGCGGCGCCAAGAACUUCGCGCUCAAGCCCCGCAUGCGCAAGAUCUUCAGCAGGCUGAUCUACAUCGCCCAGUCCAAGGGAGCCUGGAUCUUCACCGGGGGAACGCACUACGGGCUGAUGAAGUACAUCGGGGAGGUGGUGAGGGACAACACCAUCAGCCGCAGCUCCGAGGAGAACGUGGUGGCCAUCGGCAUCGCCGCCUGGGGCAUGAUCUCCAACCGGGAAUCGCUCAUCCGCACCGCCACCAGCGACGGGAGCUACUUGGCCCACUACAUCAUGGAUGACCUGAAGAGAGACCCCCUGUACUGCCUGGAUAACAACCACACCCAUCUGCUGCUGGUGGACAACGGCACCCACGGGCACCCCACCACGGAGGCCAAAGUGCGGACCCAGCUGGAGAAGUACAUUUCAGAGAGGGUCAUCCCAGAAUCUAAUUAUGGUGGGAAGAUCCCAAUUGUGUGUUUUGCCCAAGGUGGUGGAAAGGAGACUUUGAAAUCCAUCAACGUGGCCAUCAAGAGCAAGAUCCCGUGUGUGGUGGUGGAGGGCUCGGGGCGCAUCGCUGAUGUCAUUGCCAGCCUGCUGGAGGCCGAGGGCACGCCGGCCUCCUCCUGUGUCAAGGAGAGCCUGCUCAGGUUCCUGCCCCGCACCAUCUCCAGGCUCUCCGAGGAGGAGACGGAGAGCUGGAUCAAGUGGAUCAAAGAAGUCCUUGAGAGCCCUCAUUUACUGACAGUGAUCAAAAUAGAAGAAGCUGGAGAUGAAAUUGUGAGCAAUGCCAUUUCCUUUGCCCUGUACAAAGCUUUCAGCACCAACGAGCACGACAGGGACAACUGGAACGGGCAGCUGAAGCUGCUGCUGGAGUGGAACCAGCUGGACCUGGCCAGCGAUGAGAUCUUCACCAACGACCGAAACUGGGAGUCUGCAGACCUGCAGGAUGUGAUGUUCACAGCCCUGGUGAAGGACAGGCCCAAAUUUGUCCGGCUCUUCCUGGAGAACGGCUUGAAUCUGCGCAAGUUCCUGACCACAGAGGUCCUGAGGGAGCUCUACACCAACAACUUCAGCAGCCUGGUGUUCAAGAACCUGCAGAUUGCCAAGAACUCCUACAACGAUGCCCUCCUCACCUUCGUGUGGAAGAUGGUGGAGGAUUUCCGCAGAGGUUUCAAAAGAUACUACAAGAACAGCAAGGAUGAGAUGGAGAUUCAGCUCUCAGAGGAGUGUCCUAUCACAAGGCACCCAUUGCAAGCUCUGUUUAUUUGGUCAGUUCUUCAGAACAAGAAAGAGUUGUCCAAAGUCAUUUGGGAACAAACCAGAGGCUGCACUUUGGCAGCCCUGGGGGCCAGUAAGCUCCUGAAAAGCAUGGCCAAGGUGAAGAAUGAUAUAAAUGCUGCUGGUGAGUCCGAGGAACUGGCUAACGAGUAUGAGACAAGAGCAGUAGAGCUGUUUACCGAGUGCUACAGCAACGAUGAAGAGCUGGCAGAGCAGCUGCUGACUUAUUCCUGUGAAGCCUGGGGAGGCAGCAACUGCCUGGAGCUGGCAGUGGAGGCCAGGGACCAGCAGUUUAUUGCCCAGCCAGGUGUGCAGAAUUUCCUCUCCAAGCAGUGGUAUGGAGAGAUUUCAAGAGACACAAAGAACUGGAAGAUUAUACUGUGCCUGUUCUUUUUCCCUUUAAUAGGCUGUGGUUUCAUCUCAUUCAGGAAAAAGCCUGUGGAGAAGAGUAAGAAACUCUUCUUGUAUUAUGUGUCUUUCUUCACCUCCCCCUUUGUGGUCUUCUCCUGGAACGUCAUCUUCUACAUCGCUUUCCUGCUGCUCUUCGCCUACGUGCUGCUGAUGGAUUUCCAGAAGGAGCCCACGGCCCUGGAGAUCAUCCUCUACGUGCUGGUCUUCAUUCUGCUUUGUGAUGAAUGGUACAUGAACGGCAGCAAGUAUUUCUCAGACCUGUGGAAUGUUAUGGAUACCCUUGCAAUCUUCUACUUCAUAGCAGGGAUUGUGUUCAGGCUUCACUCUGAUGAAAGCUCUUGGUAUUCCGGGAGAGUAAUUUUCUGUUUGGACUACAUAGUUUUUACCCUGAGGCUCAUCCACAUUUUCACAGUUAGCAGGAAUCUAGGACCCAAAAUUAUUAUGCUGCAGAGGAUGAUGAUAGAUGUCUUCUUCUUCCUCUUCCUCUUUGCUGUGUGGAUGGUGGCCUUUGGUGUGGCCAGGCAAGGCAUCCUGAGGAAGAACGAGCACCGCUGGGAGUGGAUCUUCCGCUCGGUCAUCUAUGAACCCUACCUGGCCAUGUUUGGCCAGUACCCUGAUGAUAUUGAUGGCACCACCUACAACUUUGACCACUGCACCUUUUCUGGGAACGAGUCCAAGCCCCUGUGCGUGGAGCUGGAUGCCAACAACCAGCCCCGCUUCCCCGAGUGGAUCACCAUUCCCCUGGUGUGCAUCUACAUGCUCUCCACCAACAUCCUCCUGGUCAACCUGCUCGUGGCCAUGUUCGGCUACACGGUUGGAUCAGUGCAGGAGAACAAUGACCAGGUGUGGAAGUUCCAGCGGUUUUUCCUGGUGCAGGAAUACUGCAGUCGCCUGACCAUCCCCUUCCCCUUUGUCAUCUUUGCCUACAUAUACAUGGUGCUGAGGAAAUGCUUCAAGUGCUGCUGUAACAAGGAAAGCAAAGAGCCAUCCAUUUGUUGCUCGAGAAAUGAGGACAAUGAAAUCCUGGCAUGGGAAGCUGUCAUGAAGGAAAAUUACCUCGUCAAAAUCAAUACAAAAGCAAAUGAUUCAUCAGAAGAGAUGGUGCAUCGAUUCAGACAGCUGGAUGCAAAGCUCUCUGAUUUGAAAGGCCUUCUGAAAGAGAUUUCCAGUAAAAUUAAAUGAGUGCAGCUGAAAUCCAAGAGCAGCUACUUGAGCAGGGUACCAAUUCAUGAAGAAUAAUUGCUCAGAGCUGGCAGUAACCCCCAAGCAGAUGGCAACAGAGGCACCAGACUAUCAACGUCUCAGCAGGAGUCAGCAGGAUUUUCUUGCUAUUUUUAUCUUCAUUGAUCAAACAGCCCUUUCUGCUUGUUGCAAGGUUGUGGGGAAACAGGAGAUGACUGCUUAUCUCCUGACACGAUUCCUGCAUUACCCAAACUCUUCUCAUCUGCCCUAAUGUCCAGUGGCAGCAAUUAGUCCUAGUAAGCUGCUGUUGCAAAGCACUCCUAUUUCCAAGAGUUCUGCUACUGUUGCCCAAAUCCUUUUGCUUUUCCAUUUCACUCAAAGGGACCUGUGCACGGGUUUCCUUCAAGCACUAAUUGCUUGUCUGAAUGAAUCCAUCUCCCUUCCCAUUCCAUCCUCUAGUAGCUGGAUCUUGCUUGUUCCUUGCAUGGGCUGUCUGUCAGACCUGCUGGGGUCUGGAAUGCUGGUGUGCCAGAAUGCAAUGGAUUUUGGCAUCAUCCCCCUGAGUAAAGCCUUUGGUCCAACCCUGCAUCCCUAUUUCGGACUGUACAGGAACACUGUGGACUUUUUCCCACUCUACCUGAAACCUUUCAGCACUGCAGAAGUUCAGCUAUUACAGCCCCGCAUGGAAGAGACUUUAAUUCAUCUAGGAAGCGAUUCCAAAGGCUUUGUGGGCAAUCCUCGCUUGGUUUCAUUAGUGAAAAUUUGUAUCCUGGGAAUGUUGGAACUCAUUUGACUUUUGCAACCUGUGUUUGCUGAUGUUUCCAUCUGGAAAUGGAGAAGAGAUUGUUGGAACCUUUAAAUAGAGCAAUGCUCGAUAUGG
Molecule: messenger RNA, 4216 nt
Organism: Zonotrichia albicollis (white-throated sparrow)
Lineage: Eukaryota; Metazoa; Chordata; Aves; Passeriformes; Passerellidae
Source: RefSeq, a predicted model, not a curated record